Molecule: messenger RNA, 2980 nt
Organism: Ostrinia furnacalis (Asian corn borer)
Lineage: Eukaryota; Metazoa; Arthropoda; Insecta; Lepidoptera; Crambidae
Product: CKLF-like MARVEL transmembrane domain-containing protein 4
Exons: 4
Coding region: 432-968 (178 amino acids)
Cellular component (GO): membrane
Source: RefSeq, a predicted model, not a curated record
UCAAUGAUUUUUGCUCAAAAAUCUCGCGUUGAAGCCUACGAACAAACAUUAAGUUUGUGUUUAUUUUGUAUUGUACUUAACUUUUGUAUGUAAAAACAGUGGAAUUAGAUGGACUAUUUUAUUAAUUUAAUGAAAAAAUCACAGAUAAAGUUGAUGGUUAUGCCCAAAUGCAAUAAUUAAACAACUCAAAUUUUAUGUAAACAAACCGUAUUACUACAAAAUACAACUCGUCUUCGUGAAAUUGUGACUCAUUCACGUAACUUUGGGUAUCCGUUAAUAAUUAUGUGUCAAGGAGAAUGAUGACUCCAUUGGUACUUAGCGUCCGUACUCAGUUAUCUCACUCGACCAGCGUGAAAUCGUGAGUUGUGUGGUGUGGUGCCUCUAAACUGAGCCGUACAUUUUUAUCAUUUGUAUGAAUUAUAUGAAUAAUCAUGACAUAUCCAAACCAGCCACCGCCACCUCAAUUCUUGGGCUCCUCCAACACCGUGUUUAUUACAGAAACACGCUUUGAUCCAUCGUACCUAAAAACACCACCCGGCAUCAUCAAAUCUAUUAUUAUUCUAUUUAACUUGAUUGCGUUCAUCUGCAUCCAAGCAUCAGCGUUCUGGUCGAAUGGCCGCGGUGUGUUCUUCAACACUGUGGCUGCCGUCGGCUUCAUCUUCUCCGGAGCGCUGCUCGCGCUGUAUGUGUUCCAUGUCGUGGAGAAGUACCACAACCUGAAGUGGCUGAAGAUCGAGCUGGUCGGCAAUGUGGUGCUGGUCUUCUUGUUCUUGAUUGCAUCUACGAUUGUUGUUGCAUUCGGAUCGGCGGCUUAUUCAGCAGCUGGGUUCUUCGGCUACCUAAGCAUGGUGCUGUACGGGCUGGAGGCCUUCCUGAAGGUGCGCGCGCUGCAGGCUGGUGACCUGGCGCAGGGAAGCCGCGUGGGCGCCGCCGCGCCACACGUGCUCACACCGCCCGCGCUGCCCUAGGCCUCCAGCUAAGUCCGUCAACAAUUUCAUCGAUUAAAAUAAAAAACCUGCCCUGUUCUGCAUAAAAAAAUCGACCAAACCUCGGCUAACUGCCAUCCGUCUCAGUCAGAGUUGCUCACUCACGCGUCUAGUGCUAUAGUGUCAAAAUUUGACUACAUGGUGUGCACCGCGCUUUGCCGUGGCGAGAUGAACACUUGAUGCUUGAAGAGGAUCAAAUCCCUAAGUUACUAAGGCUCAAUUUAUGGCAAUAUAUCCCGUAGUGAUAUUCCGUUGAUGAACUGCUUUCACUUCAGAUUUACUACAAUACUUAUGUGAAGUAUUUGAAAUCCAACGGGUUUUAGAUUUGGUGGUCACGUUUAACUCAUUUCGCUCUAAGACGAAUUCGUUUUUAAACGGUUUUAUUUAGCUUGUUUCAAGUCAGCAUUAAAAUGUAGACGAAAAAGUAAAUUCUGUGGAAUUAAAAGGGAGAUUGCGAAACAAAGCUGUGCAGCAUGUGCCAGAAGUUUGGAAAGGUUCAGAGGCUAUAAUCAAGUGGUGCUCAAUCUGUAGGGUGGCUUCAAACGUUCGUGCUCGACUGAAUAAUGUAGAUAGGUGAAGCAGAGUUUUUCGAAGUAUUUUAUUGUAUAGGUCUAACAAGCGACUAUAGGCCGAAUUGAAUAUCAAACAAAAUAUUAAUUUCUGACAAAACUAAGCAGAAAAAUCGACGCAGCAUAAAUAAUGCAUUUGUUGUUUAAUAAUGUAUAUGUUCAGUUAGAAAGGCACCCAAAUCGUAUUUUGCUAAAACAUUGAUUUUCAUAAUUAAUCAACUUAAUCAAUUGUUUUAGAAAUCGACUUGAUAUUACAUAUUUUAUUACAAUUUUAUAUACCUACCUACUAUACUAACGACCACGUUUAUUCAAAGACUAGUUAUAAGGAUUUAUUUAUUAAUUUUCCUGUUUCGUUUAAGUAAUAUUUAAGUAUUUUGAAUUAAUCAAAGUUUUAUGUAAUAAGGAAAAUUUUAAUAAAUAAUGUUUACUCACAGUGUAUUCACUGAUUUUACCUUGUUUGGGCAAGGUAUUGAUCAAGAGUUUCAACAAAAUAUUAUUUUCACUGUUUUGAAUUUAGUUCCGAAAAAUUCCGUUGUCCGUAAAUUCUCAUGGCGCUGCAUGAUAAUAUAUGGGUAUUUUUAUUUUGUUUUUCAAUAUUUAUCAUGCGACCCACCUAUUUUGUGCUCACGCAUGUGUAAUAAUGAUUGUAUGUUCUAAGCGCUUCUAUUACUGUACCUCAGUUUGUACUUAUACUACUUAAUGUAAGUCUUAAAUGUUUGUGAUAUAAGUUAAGGUCAUUUUGAAUAAUAUUGGUUCGGAAUGGAAUUAAUAUUAUACUUGCGCGAUUAGUUACGUGUGGAGAGCACCUCCCAAUGACGUAUUGUUCUCGCUGAUUAUUUAACCGAGUUAAAAAAAGGAGGUUCUAUUUAUAGUCAGUGACGUCACUGUCCUAGUCUCAACGCGUUAUUUGUGAAGAAUAAUGUUCUUUGCUGUAACUUCGUCCCUUGUAAAAUAUGCAACAAUUGCUCAUAAUUCGUGUCAAACGUAGUGUCGCAACAUUAAAAUUGAACAAUGGGACUUGACGAAACACAGUUGAAAAUAUAAUUUUAGGAAUUUAGUACCUAUUCCAUUUUGGUUCCAUUUUAUUUUUUCGUACAAAUACUUACAUCAUGUACCUAGACCACCUAAUAACUAUUUUUGUAACAAUUAACUUGUAAUUAAUUAACAGCCCGUUCAACCAUUACUUCUCGGUCUAAUUGAGCGAUGUCAAACGUGUAAUAAGUGUGCACGAUAAUUAUACUCUCUGACAAAGGGACCUUAGUUGUUUUGUUACAAAUCCAUACGAUAUAAUCUACAAUAGGAAACCCCCCCCCCCCCCUUUUUUUUAGGUGGUAAAAAUGCAUUGAGCUGCAUACUCGCCGCUGUGGUCAGCAGGCGACGGGUUAUGUGGGGCUCUCCCCUCCAGACGGGAGGGGCCUACCCACU